UCCGGGUGGAGGGGAUUCACUGCUUCUCGUCCCCCGAGCCGCCCUCCCCAUGCCACCCCCGUUCGCGUCCCCCGGUUUGGGCGUUUAAUCCCUUCCCCUUUUGCCACACGAUUUUUUCGCGUCUCUCCUCCCCUUAUACACCACCUGUGCCCCGUCCAUUCGCAUCCGUCACAGGUGAAGUAUUAGCGCCCGAGCAGCGAGAGAGAGAGAGAGAGAGAGAGAGAGAGAUCGAGGCCCAUAGGAAUCCUUCGGUGAUCGACCCCAUUUCUCUCUUUCUUCCGAUUUUCUGAUGAUUAUUGAAUCUGCUGCUCUCAAGGGGAAGAUGGUGGGAGGUCUCUAAAUUCCUGUUCUAUACUAGGGACUUUCCUUUCUUUUGUUGCUUUCUUGCCAAGCCAUCUAUCAAUGGCGUCACCCAGUGAACCCUGUGGUUCUGCUUUGAAGCGCAAGCUAGCUGAAAGUUCUGGAUUAAGAGAUAGUAAGAUUCCCCGUGUCGGGGUAGAACAUGGACCAUCCUCCCGUUCUAGUGUCUGUAGCUGCCACUGCUGUCGCAUGCAGCCCAACCUUACUGAGACUUGCUUCAACUAUCUCAACAGUGGCUUGCCGCGCCGUGUGAUGUUCUACAACCGGGGCGACUGGUCUGACUUUCCAGAACCAGUGAAACAGUCUCUUAUAGAAGGGUUCCGGGAUGAUAAGUCAUGCGUAAUGGUCAUGGUGAAUGGCCAGUCUCUUCUUGUUGAUUUUGUGUCAAUGGUCCUGGUCAACUUGAGAACUAGGAAACAGUGCUCUGUGGCAUGGAUUGAUGAUUCUGACAAGUGCUUCUUUCCUUCCCUUUUUUUUGAUGAUAUGGGUGAAGAAUUCCCUGAGUUGGGUUCUGGCAUCAGGAACAGCAGUUUCCACAGACCAAUGCUGGCAAGGGCGUUAUGUCCUCCAGCUGAGGUGGUAAAGCGUGUUGUUAUGGAAAAUGCAGCUUCUGUUUCACAGCAGCCUUUAACUGCAGAGACAUUACGCUUAAAGAUUGAAAACGUGGAAAGGGACAGUGAAAGCUUUCUUUUUGUACAAAACCUUUUUCUCUCAGGAAUGGGUCCUUUUGCUAUACCCCAAAACAUAUUGCAGAUUCACCGCUAUGCCCCAAAGGAUCUUCCCACACAGAUUAGAUGUGAGGCCUUUGAGAGACAGAUACGGUCUACUAGAGUGCAGCGUGGGGAUGCAAAUGUACGUUAUGGAUGGUUUGGUUCAAAGAAGAUAGAGAUAGCUGAAAUUCUGAUUCGUGGUUUUGGCAUGGGCGGGAAGCCUACUGAGGGAGUUUUAGGCACUGGUGUUUAUCUCACACCAGAUAACCGUGCCUUUGCCAGUGUUAAUCUUUGUGAUGUUGACGAAAAAGGUGUACAGUGCAUGCUGUUAUGCCGAGCAAUCCUGGGAAAUAUGGAGCGAGUCCAGCCUGGGUCCAGACAGUGCUUUCCCAGUAGUAGGGAUAACGAUUCGGGUGUAGAUGAUUGCCUGAGUCCAACAUGUCAUGUUUUGUGGUCUACCCACUUGGGCAGUUAUAUUCAUCCAGAGUAUGUUGUUAGUUUCAAGCUGUCCCCAAACAUCCGAGAGUACUUAUUUGGACUGAAGGAUGUACGGUUCCAAGUUGCAGCAACAAAAGUUGUACAAGACUUUUCCUCUCUUCAUCCUAUAAGAUGUGAGCCAACAAGGGGCCCAACCUCACCAUGGAUACCCUUUACUGUGCUGUUUGCUGAAAUACAAAAUCAUGUAUCUCCAUUAGCAAAGGAGUUGCUGCUUCGCCAUUAUGAAGAGUUGAAGAGUAAAGCAAUAACUCGAGAAGAGUUAGUGAAGAAGAUGAAAGCAAUUGUUGGAGAACAGCUGCUGAUGUGUACACUGACAAGACUUCAGCGCAGUCCAUCCUCAUGGUACAAUAACUCUACUGCACAAGAGAAACCUGUUGGUCCUGAUAUACCAACAUCAGAGGCUAAUGGCUCUGCUACAAUGACAAUGGAGCCAAAUGAAUCCUGUGCACUUAACAUGGUACCUACCGAUGGUGUUGCACCAAACAUGGCACCAACUGAUGCUGCUGCAGUGAACAAGGAAAAUGAUGACUUUGCUGCGCCAAACAUGGAACCAGUUGACUCUGUCAACCUAAACGUGGAGCCUAAUUACUUUGCCGCACCAGACAUGGCACCUACUGACUUUGCUGCAGUGAACAUGGAAACUAAUCACUUUGCUGCAAACAUGGCACCUGCCAGCUCUGCUGUGCCAAACAUGGAAAGGACCAACUUUUCUGCACCUAAUAUGGAGCCUGAUGAUUCUGCUUCACCAGACAGGGCACCUCCUUACUCUGCUAUGCUGAACAUAGUGGGUAAUAACUUUGCUUCACCUAAUAAGAUGGCUACUGACUCCGCUGCAGAAAAGAUUGUGGCCACUGACUCUGCUUCUCCAAACAUGGUGGCUACUGACUUUGCUGCAUCGAAGAUGUUACGUACAGACUCUGCUGCACAGAAGAGGGUGCCUAAUGAAUUUGCUUCACUGAAAGUGGCACCUAAUGAAUUUGCUUCACCAGAGAUAGGGCCAAAUAACAGCAAUGCGCCAAGGAUUGCACUUCCUGAAUCUGCUGCAGUGCCAAAUGACACUGCUAUGCCAUGUAUGACGCCUAAUAGUUCUGCUGCGACAAUAAUGGAGCCUACUGAAAUUGUUACACCAGGUUUGGAGCCUAAAGACUCUGCUCUACCGAGGAUGGGGCCUAAUGAUACUAAAACUCAAUCCAUUGUGCAAACGAGCGAAAGCUAGUGGACAGACUCCAGCUCUGAGCCAGCUUCUACAAUAAAUGGAAAAAACCUUUGAGCUAGUCUCCAGCCAAGGUCUCACAGAGCUGUCAGUAUUCUAUCCUUUUUCUUGAAGGAGAUAAAAAUGAAAGAUCCCCCAACUUCAGAUUGUAUUCAUUGAGUGGUUAAUCUCAAAAUCGUGAAUGAAUAAUGAAUUUGUUUGGGAUUCUUGAUGCAGUGAUGCUGUGUGAAUGACCCUGUAAAUGGCAUUUGAAGCUCCCCUUGGAAGACAGGUUGCUACGUUUAUUAUUAUCACUUUUCGCUAUGGGCUGCAUCUGAAUCAGAUUGCUAGAUUUAUGAGUAUCAGCAUCAACAGAAAAGCAAGACCAUGUAAUUUAUGUCGGCAUUUUCUAGUCGAAGCCUAGAAGAACAAAACUAGAUGUACAUGACUUCAUCAAGAAAAUAGUAAUCAUAAGCGAAUCCAGGUCGUCUACUGUUUGUCUUCUGUGUUGAUCAAGCUUGAGAAUUAUGUCAAGAUCAAAGUACAUUUAAAGUUGCAUGCAUCAGCAUGUAGAUGGUGUCACUUGCAAAUGACCCUGUUCGAAUGGUUUCUUGCCAAUGUUUUCGCCAAGGAUAUCAGGCAUGUUUUAGCAAGAGAUAUGGAUCAUUGUUUUUCAGAGUUGUAGCUUGUAAAUUAUAAUGAAGAGCUCUUCUUUGUUUCUUUUAUUUCUUUGGUGUUUUGUGUUUAUUUCCUAUUGUAUUUUUUUUUUUUGGCGCUGUUUGGUGGUUGAUUUGUGUAGAACCUUUGGUUGUGGUUUGGAAUCGAUUACACUAGAGGUUGAUUUGGUUUUA
Phoenix dactylifera (date palm) is the source of this 3611-nucleotide messenger RNA. RefSeq names its product inactive poly [ADP-ribose] polymerase RCD1-like. Gene Ontology annotation, molecular function: NAD+ poly-ADP-ribosyltransferase activity. The record is from RefSeq and is a predicted model, not a curated record. Lineage: Eukaryota; Viridiplantae; Streptophyta; Magnoliopsida; Arecales; Arecaceae.